Molecule: messenger RNA, 1041 nt
Organism: Tupaia belangeri chinensis (Chinese tree shrew)
Lineage: Eukaryota; Metazoa; Chordata; Mammalia; Scandentia; Tupaiidae
Gene: NNMT
Product: nicotinamide N-methyltransferase
Exons: 3
Coding region: 209-1003 (264 amino acids)
Cellular component (GO): cytosol
Molecular function (GO): nicotinamide N-methyltransferase activity
Source: RefSeq, a predicted model, not a curated record
AUGUCAUCACUUCUCAGAACAGCCAACAUUUGUGGUCUAAGGCUUUCAGUUAGUGUUUAACCAAAUAUCUGCCUCUAAGGGGUGGGCUCAACUGAUGGGAUGAAGACUGACAGCCCAAAACUAAGAAAGACAACUCCUGCAGGGUGACUCCCUGACUUUCCUAGAAGAGGGAAGGAAGAGUGGGCUGGUGAUACAGAAGUGAGACACAAUGGAACCUGGUUUCACCUCCAAGGACACUUAUCUAAGCCACUUUAACCCUCGGGAUUACCUAGAAAAAUAUUACAACUUCAAAUCCAGACACUCUGCAGAAAAUCAAAUUCUUAGGCAUCUGCUGAAAAACCUUUUCAAGAUAUUCUGCAUAGAUGGUGUGAAGGGAGACCUCCUGAUUGACAUUGGCUCGGGCCCCACCAUCUAUCAGCUCCUCUCUGCUUGCGAAUCUUUCAAAGAGAUCAUUGCCACUGACUACACAGACCAGAACCUGCGGGAGUUGGAAAAGUGGCUGAAGAAGGAGCCAGGGGCCUUCGACUGGUCCCCAGUGGUGACCUACGUGUGUGAUCUGGAAGGGAACAGAGUCAAGGGACCGGAGAAGGAGGAGAAACUGAGACAGGCGAUCAAGCGGGUUCUGAAAUGCGACGUGACGCAGAGCCAGCCGCUGGGCGCCGUGUGCCUGCCCCCCGCGGACUGCCUGCUCAGUGCGCUGUGCCUGGAUGCCGCCUGCGCUGACCUCCCCACCUACCGCAACGCCCUCCAGAACCUCGGCAGCCUGCUGAAGCCGGGGGGCUUCCUGGUGAUCGUGGACGCGCUGAAGAGUAGCUACUACACGAUCGGCGAGCAGAGGUUCUCCAGCCUGUGCCUGGGCCGGGAGGCAGUGGAGGCUGCCGUGAGAGACGCUGGCUACUCCAUCGAGCAGUUCGAGGUGAUCUCUCAGCGUUACUCUCCCACCACGGCUGACAACGAAGGGCUGUUCGCCCUGGUGGGGAGGAAGCUGAGCAGAUCUGUAUGACCCUGUGUGAUCUCAAUUAAACCACGGCUUCCACUUGC